This is a messenger RNA of Acaulospora colombiana, 389 nucleotides long. The record is from the annotation of a GenBank genome assembly. Lineage: Eukaryota; Fungi; Glomeromycota; Glomeromycetes; Diversisporales; Acaulosporaceae.
GCUUUGCUGCCCUACGAAAGUUUUUGGUCUGGAGGAUCAGAAGCUGGAAAUCAUUUGUAGCUGCCGCAAGAGAUAUGAAACGACUUGAAGAUAUCACGUUUUCUAUAGAGAAGAAUGAGCUGAGAACGAAAGAGGUCACCUCGGGAUCUUUUUUGAUACCAAGGCUACGAGCCUUGAAUGUGACGAUCUACGGUUGUCGAAAACCUCCUUUCCUCGACACGAUUUACUAUGUCUAUGAGGCGUUGGCCGUCUCGUCUAAGUCACUAGAUACAUUGAGGAUUAAGAUAGAAUACUCGGACAGGAUUCACCAGUAUGAAGGUGGAAAGUUGGUCCGAAAAAUAGCUCGUGAUCAUGGGCCUACGAUACGCUCCUUACUCAUAGAUGAUAUG